CUAUGGAAAUAACACCUGUAAUAAUUUUGGAAAUCACUAUCAUGAAGGUCCCAGGUAGUGGAUAAAUAAUUAAUCUAUCACAAAACCUAGUGAAUGAUUUGUUCAUCAAAGAUCACCAAAUUGGAGAAAGGAAAAGGGGUGGAGCCUUAACCCCUCCCCACCUGCCAUUUUCCUCCCAAGACUGAUGUUGUGCUCUCUGCGAGGAAUGUACAAUUAUACUGCACUGCAACUCGGAUGGAUGUGGAGAAGUAUGUAGGUAAGUCUUUGUUCAAGUGAUUGGAACAUAAGCAAGGUUGGCAAAGUUUUACUGAUAUUUGCAAUGUGACUGACAUGUAUUUUCAUGCAGCACUUCCUAAUUAGGACACCGCUAAUGAGCAAAAGCUAGCUUGUGUUGAGAACAAGAGACCACUUAGAACAAGGUUUAAACACUCCAGGUGUUAAAUGGAAUGGCCAUUUAAAAACAGGAAUUAGAAUGUUACAUUUGUGUUAAAACUGACUCGAUGUCAACUAGAAACAAAAACAACAACAUGAGCUAAUGGCUGCUCACUUCAGUUAUGAUGUUAGCAUGUGCAGCUAACCUUGUCUACUGUUUUAUAUUUUCGUUUUAGAAAUGUUCAAGAAUAGUUUCAUUAUAGAAUACAGUGAUUCACAGUGCAUACCUCAUAAUCCAUAUCUCUUUUGCAAUUUAUGGUGCAGUUAAUGUAAAAAUAAAUAAAUAUUAACAGAAGUUUUUUCAUAAGAAAGUUUAAAUACCCAGAUCAUUCAACAGUUUCACAUGGUGUGAUUUUAAGUUUUUUUGAUGUUUCCCUUCUUAACUAGUGCUUUCUAAAUAUUUUGUAGAUGUUAUUGUUGGUUAAGUUAAACAAAUAUGAAAAUAUAAAACAUCAGCUGCAACAGAGGUUAAGAGAAGUGCAGUCCUAUGUUAAUUUCCAUGACUGUGAUAAGAACACAAUGCAGAAAAAAAGAGCAAUGAAUAAGUGCAUUUAUUCAGGAAGGAACAUCAGACAUCGAAUAGUGUGAAGUUGUUCCCUAUUCAGUCCCUUUUUUUAUUAAAUCAAAGAGGAGCUUUGUUAUGCUUAUUGUCAACCGUGGUACUAAGGACCCACUGCCUUGUAUAUUUUCCUGCAACUUUUAGAUAUCUCUCUUUUUCAGCAUACCUGUCUCCAAUAUAAGCACAGUACAGGUUGAUUACAUGCUAGUGAGAAUAUUUCACCAUGUAAUCUAAGAAUAUAGGACAAGUUGCACAUCUAAAAGUUACAGGACUUUGGCCCUUGAGGAAUGCAGUUUGAGAACACUGUCUUAAGCAUUUCCUUAUUGUGGCACAGCUGAUCUGAGUGAGUUACAUCCACUGUGCUGAAACAGUGGUAUACUGAGGAGGUAAUACAAUCAUUUGAUUUGGUUUUGGUGGAACAAAACCCAAAGGGCAGUGGGCCCUGAUACCAGUAGACAGUGUAAACAACUGGAAUAACUUCUUAACAGUGUAAGUUACUGCUUGCUGCUCUGACUUAGAAAGAAUAUAUGAACAAAUUGUACAGGAGUGCCUAGUUUAAUCAUAAUUUAAUUUUGCAAAUGGUCAUUGUGGUUGUUUAGCUGCUGUUCUGUUUAAAACUUGAUGAUGAUAAUAUACCCAUAGAUUUUCUCAGUCUAUUAUUAAAGCAUAUGUUAUUUUUAUUUUCUCUUGAUCACCAUAGACUUUUUUUCUCUAGAUGCACACAACAAUGAGGCCACAGAGAUUAAGAAUAAAUCCAAAGGAUGAAGCAGCUCAUUUUGUGAGUCUGAGUCAGGACAAAGAUGGUUUUUCUGUACAAUACAUAAACUCUUUUAAGGGUCGAGGAGUAUUUAGUACAUGCCACUUUCAGACAGGAGCUUUCUUAUUGGAAUAUCGAGGCGAUGUCAUAAACAGCAAAGAGUAUGAAAAUCGGGUAAAAAUCUAUCAUGAUGCCAUGAAGGUCUUCAUGUUUGAGUUUCGUCAUAAUGGGAAAAAGUUGUGUGUUGAUGCAGCGAGAGAGGAUGGGUCUUUGGGAAGACUGGUUAAUGACGACCAUUUGAUCCCUAACAGCAAAAUGAAGACAAUAACAGUGAAUGGAAAACCUCAUCUCUGUCUCUUUGCAAUUAAGGACAUAAAUCCAGGGGAAGAGAUUACCUAUAACUAUGGAAACGCUGAAUGGCCAUGGAGAGUGAAGGUUUCUGCUCACCCUGACAAAACUGUAGGUGAGGAACCGAUGGGAUCACUAUCCUCGUCUCUUGAACCACAGGUUUCUGCUCACCCUGACAACACUGUACGUGAGGAACCGAUGGGAUCACUAUGCUCGUCUCUUGAACCACAGGUUUCUGCUCACCUUGACAACACUGUAGGUGAAGAACCGAUGGGAUCACUAUCCUCGUCUCUUGAACCACAGGUUUCUGCUCACCCUGACAAAACUGUAGGUGAAGAACCGAUGGGAUCACUAUCCUCGUCUCUUGAACCACAGGUUUCUGCUCACCCUGACAACACUGUAGGUGAGGAACCGAUGGGAUCACUAUCCUCGUCUCUUGAACCACAGGUUUCUGCUCACCCUGACAACACUGUACGUGAGGAACCGAUGGGAUCAUUAUGCUCGUCUCUUGAACCACAGGUUUCUGCUCACCCUGACAAAACUGUAGGUGAAGAACCGAUGGGAUCACUAUCCUCGUCUCUUGAACCACAGGUUUCUGCUCACCCUGACAAAACUGUAGGUGAAGAACCGAUGGGAUCACUAUCCUCGUCUCUUGAACCACAGGUUUCUGCUCACCCUGACAAAACUGUAGGUGAAGAACCGAUGGAAUCACUAUCCUCGUCUCUUGAACCACAGGUUUCUGCUCACCCUGACAACACUGUAGGUGAGGAACCGAUGGGAUCACUAUGCUCGUCUCUUGGACCACAGAAAUGCAACCAUGUUGUACUGCGCUCAUCAUUUUCAAGCAUUGAAAAAUGCACACAUUGCUUGGGACCUUUUGUUGCCCUCAAGUGGAAUGGUCUGAAAUGUAAAGACUGUUCUUCAAUAUGGCACAACAUCUGCUAUGAAAAGAUCCAGAGGACUGAUUUUUCACCAUCUUCAUGGGUUUCUGACGAAUCAUCUUCAGCUGAUGAUCUUUCAGACAAAGAAUACAUACCUGACUCUGUCAGUUACUCAGAAAGUUCAGUGGAACUCUCAAUAGAUGAUUCAAAUCAUUUCAAAAGGACUAUUCUUGAUCCUUGUUUCAGUGCAUCUUUGCCAGACUGUCAAAAGAGUGAUGGUGCAGAGAAUGACUUGGCUGAAGGUCUUAUUUCUGAAAGUGAAGACCGUGCCAAAAAGGUUGUUCAGAAACAGAUGAAAAGGUCUUCUAAAAAUAAAAAAACUGUUGACGUUCAAACUGAAGGGAGACCUGUGGAGCCACUCACCAGAUCUGAAGCUGUUGAAAGCAUCCAGUCUACAAGUAUAUCAUCAUCAAGAGAUAAAAAAAACUACUGCUUUGUUUGUGGCAAGCCCCAGUCUAAGAUUGCUCGACACUUAAAAGUCCAUGAGAAGACAAAUGCUGAAGUCGCUCAAGCUUUGGCACAACCAAAAGCCUCAAAACUGCGGAAAAAAAUACUAGGACAGUUCUUGAAAUAAGGGGAACUCUACUCACAAUAAAGAGGUUUACAAAAGUGGCAGUGGACUGCUAAAAAUCAAACGUAAACCCAAGCUGAAGUAUAACAUAAACCAGUAUGUUCACUGCAUGUUUUGCCAGGGAUUGUACCUUCGGAAUCACCUUUGGCGGCAUGCUAAAUGUAAAUCCAAACCAAGAACAACUGAUGAGACAGGACCAAAAAGGGUUUUGAGCUUGGCCUUAAUGGUGGAUUCUGGACUAUGUCAACAAAUAUCCCAAGGUGUUUUUAAGCUCCUAACAGUGAUGAAAGAUGAUGAAGUGUCUGCUGCAGUGCGAAGUGACUUUUACAUUCUACAGCUUGCACAAUCAUUUUUCAAUAAACAUGGUCAAGAUCCCUCCAAGCAUGAAUAUAUUCGACAAAAAAUUCGUGAAGUUGGAAGGCUUCUGCUAAUCCUCCGAAUGAGUUUUCUAUAUACAACAUUGAAGAUGCUGUCAGGCCCUCAAACUUCCAUGUACUUGUUCAAGCAGUCAAGAGAGUAUCUGGCUUUGAUGAAGACAGUCAUUCAUAUAAAACUCCUAGCCUUGCUCUGAAAUUAGGACACUCGUUGCACAAGAUCAGUGACCUUAUAUGCUGCACAGCUUUAGUAUCAGGGAAUGAUGAGCUUAAAAGUCAUGUCAGGCUUUCAAAACACUUUAUUUAUCAAAGUGGUCAGAACUUGUCUCUCACACAGCUUUAACAACCUUGAGUGACAAGCGCUUUAACAAGCCUUCCACGCUUCCUUUCACUGAGGAUGUUCAGCAUCUUCACCAGCAUUUGGAAAAGGUUGCAAAUUUAGCAUCUGACACUUUGAAAAGUGAUCCGUCACCACAAGCCUAUAGGGAACUGUGCAGAACUACAUUGGCAAAAAUCAUUUUGUUCAACCGAAGACGAGGUGGAGAGGUUUCUAAAAUGCAGCUGUCUUCCUUUCUAGAGAGGGACACCACUCCCUUGCAUAAAGAUGUUGCAGUUGGUCUUACAGAGUUUGAACGACAACUUUGUGCCCAUUUCAGCAGGGUAGAAAUAAAGGGGAAAAGGGGCCGAAAAGUUGCUGUGCUUUUAUCACCAGACAUGGUUGAAGCCAUCAUCCAGCUCAUUAGCAGAAGAAGGGAGUGUGGAGUGCCAGACAAAAACACCUUUCUUUUUGCUAGACCCAACUGUCUAACCCCUUACAGAGGACAAGACUGUCUGAGGGUUUAUGCAAAUGACAGUGGUGCCCAAAACCCUGAACUUUUAAGAUCAACACAACUUCGCAAGCAUGUUGCAACAUUGUCCCAAGUGUUAAACCUGCGAAAUCACGAACUGGACCAAGUUGCAGACUUUCUGGGACAUGAUAUACGUGUUCAUAGAGAGUAUUACAGGCUACCAGAGGCUACGACUCAACUGGCAAAAAUUUCUAAAUUGCUUCUGGCAAUGGAAAGGGGGACUUUGGCAAAUCUGCAAGGCAAAACACUGGAGGAGAUUGAAAUUGAAGAUGAGUUGGAACUGACUGACACUGAAAGUGGACAAAGUGAGGUUGAUUGUGACCCAUCCCCACUUGUAAAUGAUACUCAAUGCUCUACAAAUCAAGAAUCUAAUGAAUCUUCUGGUGAUGGUUUAGGAGAAGAGACAUCACAAGGGAGAACAUCCUCUAUGCCAUCUGCUGAGAAGCCUUCAGGCACAGCAAAAGAUAUGACUACCUUAACAACCCUCACCCCACCUCACGGAUGCAGAAAACCUCAAUCUCCUGUUGAAUUACCUGGGACCUCUUCUGGAAAGGGAACGGAGAUUAUUGCACCACCAACUGAAAAACCCCCAGAACCACAAGAUGAUUAUCCUGAAAAGGACCAUCCUCAGAGAAAUCAAAAACGGCCCUGGUCUCCUACAGAAAUUGCAGCGGUGUUGAAACAUUUUCAGAAACACAUUGACACUGGGAAGCUGGCAAGUUUUGUUGAAAUUCAACAGUGUCAACAGGCAGAACAUCCUGCUUUAAUAAAUCGCUCACUUCGGAACAUAAGAGACUUUGUUAGAAAUCGUGGUGUGUCCAAAAAGAAAAAAGAAAAA
Molecule: messenger RNA, 5668 nt
Organism: Gambusia affinis (western mosquitofish)
Lineage: Eukaryota; Metazoa; Chordata; Actinopteri; Cyprinodontiformes; Poeciliidae
Product: cell wall protein DAN4-like
Exons: 22
Coding region: 1707-3611 (634 amino acids)
Molecular function (GO): protein binding
Source: RefSeq, a predicted model, not a curated record